GUGUGUGUCUAUGCGAGAGGGAGAGAGAAAGAGUGGCUCCUGGUGCCCCUCCAAGCGCAUUAAGGACACUCGGGCCUUUUAAUUUUAGGAAUGAAUGCUGAUACUUGUGUUUCUUAUUGUGAUCCGGCUGCCAUGGAUUCCUACUACAACGCAGCCUCCCAGGACACAGAAGGCUCCUCGCCUUUUAGGGCAUUUCAAGCAAGUGACAAGUUCAGCCCUACUUUCCUGGCCAGCAAAGGACAAGGCUUUGGUGACAGCGGCACUAAGUGCCGGAGCCGCUACAGCCAGCAGGAAUGUCAGUCCCUGGAUGGCAGCGUGCAGGCUCCCGGCUCCGCCGGCUCCCCGGCCUCCUUUAACAAAUACCCUCCGCAGCAGCAGCAGCCGCCGCACCUCUAUAUGCAGCGAGGCCCCUGCAAAACCCCCCCGGACAGCAACAUCAAGCUGCAGGAGAGCAGCGGCCACAACGGAGCCCUGCAGGUCCCCUGUUACGGUAAGGAAAGAGCUUUGGGAGAGCCUGACUUGCAGCCGAGCUCCGACCCUUCAGCAAUGGACAGCAGCUACCUCAGCGUGAAGGAGGCCGGGGUGAAAGUGCCCCAGGACAGGGCCAGCACAGACCUCCCCAGCCCCAUGGACAAGGCUGACUCGGAGAGCAACAAGGGCAAGAAGCGGAGGAACCGCACCACCUUCACCAGCUACCAGCUGGAGGAGCUGGAGAAGGUCUUCCAGAAGACCCACUAUCCUGAUGUCUACGCCAGGGAGCAGCUAGCCAUGAGGACAGACCUCACCGAGGCUCGUGUACAGGUGUGGUUUCAGAACCGGCGAGCCAAAUGGCGCAAGCGGGAGCGGUUCGGUCAGAUGCAGCAGGUCCGGACCCACUUCUCCACCGCCUACGAGCUGCCUCUGCUCACCCGUGCUGAGAACUACGCCCAGAUCCAGAACCCUUCUUGGAUCGGCAACAAUGGAGCAGCGUCCCCUGUGCCUGCCUGCGUGGUCCCCUGCGAGACGGUGCCCUCGUGCAUGUCCCCCCAUGCUCACCCCCACGCGGCCGGCGGCGUCUCCGAGUUCCUUGGGGUCUCCGGGCCCGGCAGCCACGUGGGACAGACUCACAUGGGCGGCCUCUUCGGCACAGCCGGGAUGAGCCCCAGCCUCAAUGGCUACGAGCUGAACAGCGAGCCGGACCGCAAGACCUCCAGCAUCGCUGCCCUGAGGAUGAAAGCAAAGGAGCACAGCGCCGCGAUCUCCUGGGCGACAUGACAGGGCUGCGGCCCGUGCGCGCCAGACACGGAGAGAGCACGUGGGGACAGCCCGGUCAAUCCAUCCGCUUGGACUCCAGACAGCAGUUGCCUCCUCGGGGAUCUGAAUGCAGCACUUUUAGCUACCCUAGGCAUAUAAAGUACAUAUGUUAAUGUAAGUGGAGCGUUUCCAGCAUGAACGUGGCAGCUCCCGGCUUCCUGGGAUCAGGCAGGGAGAGGGAGGCUGUGGAGCAGCACCUCUUCCAUCAAGAUCUGGGAUAGGAUGCAUCCCUUCUCGCUGCCACCUCCCCAACAACCUGGGCAUUUUUUCUUCCCACUGUUUUUUUCUGACACCAGACAUGCCUUUCCAAAGAGCAAGAGCCCACUGGCCUUUCAGCAGCUUCUCCCAUCCCACCACUUACCAACACACACUCACACACACACUCUCACAUAUUCUGCCCUGGGCAAGGGACUGCAUGGGGACUCUAGCACCAGCAAAGAGACUCUCUCACAUUGCCAACAUCAUUUUAGUGGGAGCUACGACUUCCCACGGCCGAGUGGGGAACAGGGCUGGGGAGAUAACCAAAGCCAGAAAAAGCCAUCUCCUUCUUCCCCGCUCCCACUCCAUCUUGUACUUUGAGAUGAAGCAGAAUUGUAGAGGCCUGUGAAGGGGAUGCCCCUCUACCCACCAUAGCACGGUGUUAUCACGCUGAGAGUCUUUGCCAGCCCUCUGGUGACCCAGAUGGAGAUACACCCCAGCAAACAAAAGCUUUGCAGCAUGGCUCAAUGCCCCUGGGCUUUGCUUUCCCUAAUUGUGCUCUCUGUUGAGCCUCCCAAGUAUGGUGGUACAGGAAAAGAUUCCCUCUGUCUUUCACUGGGUUGGGAAUUAUUAACUUCAAUUUAGAGACAGCAGCUCUGGCAGGGAAGCACAACUGCUCUGUAAAUCUGCAAGUCCCCAGAAAGACUGCUCUAAGAAAGAGCUCAAGCACUAGCACACCACCACAGUGGCACAAGGCCACCAAAUUCCUCAUACACCUCAUGCUGGGAUCAGACAUGUGCAAUGACAGGCCUUCCCUCAGCCCUCCACCCCAGUGCCCUGGGGCACACAAUGGCUGUGGGCAUCUCUGCACCAGGGACAGCAAAGGAACAGGCUGGGAAGGGGCUCAAGGGAGAACAAGAUGAUCCUGCCCCAUCUCCAGCCACCUCAGAUCCUCUUCAUUUGCAGAGGAAGUAGAAGAGACCAGAGCUUCUCUGGUUUGUGAACCAGCAUGCCUCUCUGCCUUUCCGUCCCAGUGCUCUUACCUGCACAGAGCU
Messenger RNA from Melospiza melodia melodia, 2546 nucleotides. RefSeq names its product ALX homeobox 4 (gene ALX4). NCBI's taxonomy places the organism in Eukaryota, Metazoa, Chordata, Aves, Passeriformes, Passerellidae. The coding region runs from base 91 to 1254 and encodes 387 amino acids. Gene Ontology annotation, biological process: regulation of transcription by RNA polymerase II. The transcript has 4 exons. The record is from RefSeq and is a predicted model, not a curated record. Gene Ontology annotation, molecular function: RNA polymerase II transcription regulatory region sequence-specific DNA binding; DNA-binding transcription activator activity, RNA polymerase II-specific.